CUCGCCCCGCGCCCAUUCCGCCCGCUGCACGAGUGAAAACUCCGAUGGUGUUUGUUUGUUUAAUUUCGGGCAAUUCCUUAUCCAAAGCAAUUCCUUAUCCAAAGCUAAUGAACUGCCAUCUCAGCCCCGGCUGUUGGGAGACGGGCGAGACAAAACUACACUUGAAGAACAGAGUUUAAGGGAAUUCCUCCCUUGGCGUUCCCGUCGGGGAGCCGCAGGGAUGCUCAUCCCCCUCCGACCUCCGCGGCGGGGCCGAAGGGAUCGGGCCCCAUCGCAUCCCCGAGCAUCCCGACAGCUCCGGGGAGGGCGCGGCCGCUGCGGGGGCGCCCGGGCAGCGCCGGGAGAGACCCCCAGAUCUGAGAAGGGGGGCACGGGCACAGCACGGGGGGUGGGUCCCGCUCGGGGAUGCUGCCCCCGCGCUGCCGGGAGCCAAAUCCCUGGCGCCUCCCGCAGCUCCCCCGCCGGUCCCUCCCCCAGGGCCGCUCUCGGGGCCCGGCCUUGCCCCCCUCCGCCUCCCCGGCCGCCGCCGAGCCGCGCUACUGGCUGCUCCGUGCCGCCGCCGCCCGCCCAGCCCCGGCCCCGGCCGCGGGCGGGGAGCCCGGGCGCAGGCAGCGCCUAUAAGGGCGCCGCUCCGCAGCCCCCCGGGAGUUUUUGGUCCAGGGCCACCGGGGCCGCGGGGCGGGGGGUGUCGCCGGGAGAGGACGGCAGCGGGGGGGAGCGCCGGCCGCCCUGCAUGGCCAGGGAUUAUGAGCGCCGGUGAGUUGCAGCAGGCGCAGCCCAGAGCCUCGGCGCCGGCGGCCGCCCCCGCGCCCCCGCAGCCCCGCAGCGCCCAGGAAGCCCCCGACAUGGCCGUGUACUGCAGCGAGAACUUCAGCGUCUACCCCCAGCCCAGCCUUCACCCGCCCGGCGCCGCCGCCGCCGCCGCCGCGGCCGCCGCCGCCGCUGCCGCCGCCGCCGCCUCCUCGGGGCAGCGGGCGGGCGGGUACGCGCUGGGGGACUACGGAGCUCCGGCCAACGCCGGCUACCUGUGGGGCAUGAACAGCCCCGCGCCCUACCUGCAGGGCCCGCCCGGCGCCGCCGCCGCCGCCGCCGCUCCCUUCCUGCCGCCCGCCUCGUACGGCUGCUCCCGGGGCGGGCAGCUGGUGGGCUCGCCCCCGGCGCCCGGCUCGCCGUCGGCGGGCGGCGCGGAGCUGAGCUGGCUGAGCCUGGCCAGCCAGGAGGAGCUGCUGAAGCUGGUGCGGCCGCCCUACUCGUACUCGGCGCUGAUCGCCAUGGCCAUCCAGAGCGCGCCCGAGAGGAAGCUCACCCUCAGCCACAUCUACCAGUACGUGGCCGAGAACUUCCCCUUCUACAAACGCAGCAAGGCCGGGUGGCAGAACAGCAUCCGCCACAACCUCAGCCUCAACGACUGCUUCCGCAAGGUGCCCCGCGACGAGGACGACCCCGGGAAGGGAAACUACUGGACCUUAGACCCCAACUGUGAGAAGAUGUUUGACAACGGGAACUUCCGUCGCAAACGCAAGCGGCGCUCCGAGCCCAGCGCCCCCGCCGCCGCUGCCACGGCCUCCUCUCUGGGGGGCCUGAAGGCUGAGGAAGAGCGACCCCUCCCAGCCACGGGCAAACCCUGUGGAAACAGCCCACCCCCAGAGCUGGACCCCUCGCCCUCUGCCAGGGACCACCCCAAGAGCUCCUCUCCCUCCAGUAUCAUUUCAUCCACCCCCAGCUGCCUCAGCACCUUCUUCAGCGGCAUGAGCUCCCUGAGCGGCGGAGGCAGCCGGCUGACGGGGGGUCUCAGCAGUGACCUGCACCACAGGAACUUCUCUGCUGGACAGCUGAGCAGUGGCACUUUCACCCCUUCCAGCAGCUCUUCUCAGGAGGUGCCUUCCCCAGAGCAGCUGCAGCGGGUGGCGGGACCUUCCCCCGCCUACUACAGCUCCUUCCACCCCAGCAGCGGCAGCCAGGGAGCCCAGUACAACCACUACUACAACUUCACAGUCAACAGCCUCAUCUACACACGGGAUGGGACAGAGGUGUAGGGUGCUGGGGCAGCCAGGCAGCGCUGCAAAGGGAUCGGGAGUUGGACCGUGCGCUUUUGCAAACAGCAUUUCAACGUGGGCGCUUCCCAGGAGCUCCUCCAGGAAGACUGAUCUUCUCACCUUUCGAAAUAAGAACACCCCUCGAGCACCAGCAAAAGGCAGAUGCAAAGUUUUUUCCCAUCCAGGAAAAUGUUAGGUGGUGUAGAUGGCUUGCCAUCUUAAAUUCUGCAGGCAUGAACUGAAUUAAUGUUUUCAGAGGUUUUUAACCCUGAAUGUAGAACAAGUUUAAAAACCAUAGCCAUAAAGUGCUAUUGGCAAGAGCCAAGGGUAGACAUCCAGAGAGUCUUAGAAGAGAACAGGAGAAAAUAAAUGAAGAGAUUUCUUAUGAAGUGCCUUGUACAAUGUAUUAAAAAACUCUUCUGCCAGCAGUUGCCUCUGUAAGCCCUUGCUUGUGCCCUGCUCCUGCAAUAUGCAAUUCACAGGGAAAUACCCUGUAUGAACACCCACCCAAAACCUCCUCAAACCCACAGAGGGUCUUCCUGUGUCUGGCAUAUUGUACAGCAGGGCCAUGUCUUGUAAAACAGUCUUCUUUCCCUGAGCUUAGUACCAAAGAUAACUCUAGCCACGCAGCUUUAGCACAAGAAUAAACACUGGGGUAUUUUUAUACAUAUUUGUACGUAAUGUAACUCUUCUGUACAUACAUUUCUAUGUGGUUUUAUAUUUGUAAAUUAUGCUCUGGAGCUGUACUUAUUUAUAAUGUGUUUUAAACUUUGUUAAAGUUUAUUUGACUUUGUUUCCCUCCCUCUUUGUUGUUUUAUUUGUUUUGAAUAUUUUGUUGGUUUUGUUAUUGUUUUUAGUGUAUUACUGAAACUUUUCAGGCUGAACAGCUGUUGGGAAUAAAAUAUUAACAAUUGUUA
This is a messenger RNA of Prinia subflava (tawny-flanked prinia), 2953 nucleotides long. It is a transcript of the gene FOXI3, whose product is annotated as forkhead box I3. Gene Ontology annotation, molecular function: DNA-binding transcription factor activity, RNA polymerase II-specific; RNA polymerase II cis-regulatory region sequence-specific DNA binding. Gene Ontology annotation, biological process: regulation of transcription by RNA polymerase II; anatomical structure morphogenesis; cell differentiation. The record is from RefSeq and is a predicted model, not a curated record. The transcript is spliced from 2 exons. The coding region runs from base 747 to 2036 and encodes 429 amino acids. NCBI's taxonomy places the organism in Eukaryota, Metazoa, Chordata, Aves, Passeriformes, Cisticolidae.